GUGUGUGUGCGCGCGCGCGCGCGCGCGCGCGCAGCAGAGAGGGCUGGCCCUGCGCUCCGGCCCCUUCCCCAGAUCUGCGCGAUCGUCGCCUCUCGCCUCACACUGACGGACCUGAGAUUUGCCCGUGAAGCGGUGCUAAUCCUACACAACAAAGUAUGUAUCCAGCUGGAGGGAUUUCUGCAACCAUACACGCCAACAGGCUCCGGGCAGAAGGUAUGGGCUCCAAGGAGCAGGCUGUGCACUUUGCCAACCAGGACUACGAGGCACUGAAACAAGAAUGUGUGGAGUCCGGCUGCCUGUUUGAAGACCCCUGUUUCCCAGCUGAGCCUCCAUCCCUGGGCUUCAAGGAGCUCGCCCCCUAUUCCUCCAAAACUAGAGGUGUGGAGUGGAUGAGACCCACGGAACUGACAGGGGACCCUCAGUUCAUAGUGGGUGGUGCCACCAGAACAGACAUCUGUCAGGGAGCACUCGGUGACUGCUGGCUCUUGGCAGCCAUCGGCUCUCUCACCCUGAAUGAGAGGCUUCUUCAUCGGGUUGUCCCACAUGGGCAGUCCUUCCAAGAUGACUAUGCUGGAAUCUUCCACUUUCAGUUCUGGCAAUUUGGCGAAUGGACGGAUGUUGUGAUUGAUGACAGACUGCCGGUCAAAGACGGGGAGCUCAUGUUUGUCCACUCGGCGGAGGGCAAUGAAUUCUGGAGUGCGCUCCUGGAGAAGGCUUAUGCUAAGCUGAAUGGCUCCUAUGAGGCUCUGUCGGGGGGAAGCACCACUGAAGGGUUUGAGGACUUCACAGGUGGUGUGUCUGAGAUGUACGAGCUCAGCAAGGCACCCAGAGAUCUGUACAGGAUCAUCGCCAAAGCUCUGGAGAGAGGCUCCCUGCUGGGCUGCUCUAUCGAUAUCACCAGUGCAUUCGACAUGGAGGCUGUUACAUUCAAGAAGCUUGUGAAGGGCCACGCCUACUCCGUCACUGGCCUGAAGGAGGUCGAUUUCCGUGGCAAUAUGACACGCCUAAUCCGAGUACGUAACCCAUGGGGCCAGGUGGAGUGGACUGGUGCCUGGAGUGACAAUUCGCCUGAAUGGGAAGAGAUCGACUCUUCUGAACGAGAGGAUUUGCAUCUGAAGAUGGAAGAUGGGGAGUUUUGGAUGUCCUUCAGUGAAUUCACGAGGCAGUUUAACCGGCUAGAGAUCUGUAACUUGACUCCAGAUGCUCUCAGCGAGGACAGUGUCAACCACUGGAACACCAUUAAGUUCCACGGCACUUGGAGAAGAGGCAGCACCGCUGGAGGCUGCAGGAACCAUCCCAACACGUAUUGGAUCAAUCCUCAGUAUAAGAUCACGUUGCUGGAGGAAGAUGAUGAUCCCGAGGAUGAUGAGGUGGCGUGCAGUUUUUUAGUAGCGCUCAUGCAGAAGGACCGCCGCAGAUAUCGACGCCAAGGUCAGGACAUGCACACCAUUGGCUUUGCUCUCUAUGAGAUCCCAGAAGAGUACAGAGGCUGCCAGAAUGUCCACUUGAAGAAAAAUUUCUUUUUGAGCCAAUCAUCGUGUGCACGCUCAGAGACCUUCAUUAACCUGAGAGAGGUGAGCACACGACUGCGCCUGCCCCCAGGAGAGUACCUCAUCGUCCCCUCCACGUUUGAGCCCGGUAAAGAGGCCGACUUUGUCCUCAGAGUCUUCACUGAGAAGCAGUCAGAAACAGAAGAACUGGAUGAUCAAGUCUCUGCCGAUCUAGAAGACGAUGAGGAUAUAACUGAAGACAAUAUUGAUGACUCCUUUAAGUCCAUGUUUGCUCAGCUAGCAGGAGAGGAUAUGGAGAUUUCUAUUCGAGAACUUAGGACCAUUCUAAACAGAGUUGUCACCAGACACAAAGACCUGAAGACCGAUGGCUUCAGUAUGGAAUCAUGUAGGACCAUGAUCAAUCUGAUGGAUAAAGAUGGUAGUGCCCGUUUGGGACUUGUGGAGUUUCAGAUCCUCUGGAACAAGAUCCGGAAGUGGCUGGUCAUUUUCAGGCAGUUUGACCUUGACAAAUCAGGAGCCAUGAGCUCAUAUGAGAUGCGUCUUGCUGUGGAGGCAGCAGGUUUUAAACUAAAUAACCGACUGAACCAGAUUCUGGUAGCACGAUACGCAGAGAAUGAGAUGAUUGACUUUGACAACUUCAUCUGCUGCUUGGUCAAGCUUGAAGCCAUGUUUAGGUCUUACCAGCAGUUCGACAAGGAGGGAUCAGGAGUGGUUGAGAUUAAUCUCACAGAGUGGCUUUACCUGACAAUGUGUGGAUGAAGAAAAGUCAUUACUAGAGGAGAGUAAAGGUACAGACCGCCAUGAACCGGGACCCUGAAGACCCCGCAGCCUUAGUGACAUGCUUCUCCUUUAACACAUCCCAACUCAGCGACUAAAGCAGCAAAAAAAAAAAGCUAAAGUCAAACCAUGACGUGUCUCCCGGCUGAAACUAUGCAAACCUACAGUAUGAAGCAGAAAAUGUGCCACAUUUACCUGUCAACUCUUAAAAACAGCACGAGUCUGUGCAUGACAAAAAUUGCUAGCUGUAAUGUGCAUUGUGACAGUCGAUUUUACACUUCCACAUUUUAGUUUUGCUGUAUGAAUAUCAAAUGAUUUACUCAUGUUUUAUCUUGUAUUGACAUCUCACUAAAGCAGGUUAAAAAAAAUAGAUGAAUUGAUUUUGAUAUGUCUGUAACUGUAGUACUUCAAAAGUGAAGUCUUAGUCUCUGAAUUAUUCAGCCCUCAUUUCCACUUUUACCAGAUUUUAUCAAUGAAAUAUUUAGAACAGGAAUCAUCACCUCACUGUCAAGUUGGUUGUUUCAGUCUUGCAUCUGUGGGUGGCAGUACAGACCUGAUCUGAUGUCAGAGGAUUUUUUUCAAAUUAUUUCUUGGCAUUUUAAAUGAAGUUUAGACUAUUUCAAUAUUACACAAGUAAUUUUCUGCAGUUUCAAGUCAAGCACCUUGUCUUGUGACUGUUUUCAUUUUGCACUAGAUUUUAGUUUGAAGAAGUGGUUAGUGAAGUUGCCUCACAUUAAUGAGAAAUACUGUAUUAGUUCACUCAAGUGACAUUUACAUUAUACUGAAUGCCUUAUACAUGACACCAUGUUAUAAACAGCUAUUAAAAAUGUGCCAGUCGUGUUUUGUGUUGUAAAUGUAUGAUGUGCCUUAAAUAUAUAUUCCCUAGUGGUU
Molecule: messenger RNA, 3179 nt
Organism: Scophthalmus maximus (turbot)
Lineage: Eukaryota; Metazoa; Chordata; Actinopteri; Pleuronectiformes; Scophthalmidae
Gene: capn1a
Product: calpain 1, (mu/I) large subunit a
Exons: 23
Coding region: 156-2270 (704 amino acids)
Biological process (GO): proteolysis
Cellular component (GO): cytoplasm
Molecular function (GO): calcium ion binding; calcium-dependent cysteine-type endopeptidase activity
Source: RefSeq, a predicted model, not a curated record